CACAUGAUGGCGUCAGAGGAGAUUGAUCUAAAUGAUUACUUUGCUGAGAUGGACAGAGUUGACUCCGUGGUGGGAGGGGCUUCAGAGUCAGAAUGUACCUACAAUAAAGGCUACCUCCCCCGACAGGCUGUGUACAGUUGUCUAGACUGCACUACCCCAGCUUCAGGGGUCCAGGCAGGCUUCUGUCACGCCUGCUGCAUGAACUGUCACAAGACACACAAUGUAGAGGAGAUCUACACUAAGCGAAACUUCAGAUGUGACUGUGGCACUCUUCCUCAGCUCUUAUGCUCCCUAAAAACUGACAUCGACAUCAGAAACAGCGCCAACACGUACUCCCAGAACUACAGCGGUCUGUACUGCCAGUGUUCCCGACCCUACCCGGACGAGGACCGGCCCGAGAUGGAUACAGUGGAGAUGAUGCAGUGUUUUGUGUGUGAGGACUGGUUCCACUCCACCCAUCUUAACACUGUGGUACCGGAAAGGUAUGAGGAGAUGGCUUGUGUGGAAUGUGCCGGGAAACAUUCCUUUCUCUCUGUUUAUGCUAUAGGUGAGGUAGAGAAUGUGGACGUUGACGUUGUCGAGGUUUCCGCUGUUAAGGAUGAGAGUGUUGCUGAGUGCAAGGAAGUGAAGGCUCAUGUUGAAACGGUGAAGUCUGAUUUGCUUACCAGUACAGACUCUGAUAAGAAACAAUCUGACAACUCAACUUCCCUGGAGAAAUCAAGUAGUGAAACAAAGGACACUAAAUCAGAGGAAAGUGACGGGAAACUUGGUGAUCUUAAAAGACCUUCACAUGAGAGUGCAGUUUGUGAGCCAUCUUCAAAAAGGAAGAAAACAAGUUUAAACACUUGUAAGCUUGCAUUUGAUUCAGCUUCUGGACCAAUCACCAGGGCCCUAUUCUUUGACGACCAGUUCAGACACACAAUAUGUAAAUGCCAAUCAUGUUUAGAUCUUUACAAGGAACAGAAAAUCUCUUUUGUGUCAGAUCCAGUCGAUUCACUAAAUGAUUACGAGGAGAAGGCGCAAGCGCGGCGGCAGCUAGAGGAGGAGGAAUUAGAAAAGACACUGGAGGGACUGCCUCACCAAGCCAAAUGUGAUGUAGCUAGAGCUAUAGGCUCUCUCAAAGGCACCUUACAGGGCCUUAUCAGUAAGUUUGUUAAGGAAGGUAAGGAGUCACUUGGUAGAGAGGAGAUUGUGGAGGCUUUUAAAACUAUGGCUGCUGAAACUAACACAGUGGAUCCUAGUAUAUUUGAUAAUAUUGGAAAGUGAAUUUCAGAGAGAACAUUAUUUUUCUUAAUUGUCUAUAAUAUAAUUUUUACCAAUCACAUAAGUUGUGGCCUGGAAAGUUUGACUGUUUGGCGGUAGCCAAAUUUUAUUAUGAUGAAUAGCUUAAUACGAAAUACAAAAGAAUGUUCGUUUUGUGAAUUUGAAUAAAUUUCAAGAAUUCCAUUUUAUUUUUGAUACUCACGAUAACAGAUCAUGUUACAACGAACCGUUUCAAAUUGACAUAAUAUUUGUAUCUAAAGUGCAAGUGUUUAAACUGGAAAUGUAUUACAAAUCUCUAAGUUUAUCCACAGAAUUCUGCAGAAUUCUAUUUUUCAUACCUGCUUCAGUAUGACCAGGAA
Bolinopsis microptera is the source of this 1622-nucleotide messenger RNA. Its product is annotated as putative E3 ubiquitin-protein ligase UBR7. Gene Ontology annotation, molecular function: zinc ion binding; ubiquitin protein ligase activity. The record is from RefSeq and is a predicted model, not a curated record. The coding region runs from base 4 to 1266 and encodes 420 amino acids. The transcript has 3 exons. Lineage: Eukaryota; Metazoa; Ctenophora; Tentaculata; Lobata; Bolinopsidae. Gene Ontology annotation, cellular component: cytoplasm.